AUGAAUGUAUCUACGUCUUUGUAUAAUAAUUUAUCUUUAUCUAAACGAUUAGAACCAUGUUAUAUUUUACAACCUAUUGGAUAUUAUUUCUUAUUUAUUUGGAUUGUUGGUACCAGUUUAAAUGCUUAUGUACUAUAUAUGUUUAUACGACAUAAAAAUUUACGACAAUCAUCAACGAAUAUAUUUAUUUGUGGUUUAAUAUUAGCAAAUUUUAUUGAAGCUUGUUUCGACAUACCAUUACCAACUAUUGCACUUAUAGGAUGCAGAUGGAUUUUUACUUAUGUUGGUUGUGUAAUAGAUGCUAUAAUAGGUUAUUUUUCUGGUUGUUCAAAUAUGUAUAUGUUAUGUUUCAUUUCUAUUGAUAGAUAUCUUGUCGUGACAAGAUCACUUUCAACAUCAGUUAUAACAGUUAAACGUGCUUAUAUAAUUAUUAUAUGUGGCUAUUUGUUAGCUUUAUUUUGGACACUACUUCCAGUUAUUGGAUGGUCUAGUUAUGAUUAUGAAGGUGUUGGAGCAUCUUGUAGUAUAAAAUGGGAAGAACGAUCAUUGAAUGUAAUUAGUUAUAAUAUAACUAUUUUUAUAUUUGUUUAUCUAAUACCAGUUAUUAUUAUUAUAAUAACAAACAUAAGUACUUAUAAGGUGGUUCAUGAACAUCGACGUCGUACAAGUAUAAAUUUAGAUGAAUCUCAUUGUCAACGUCAAUAUUUAAUUGAACGUCGUGUAACAUUCACUAUUAUUCUUAUCAUAAGUGGUUAUAUGCUUGCUUGGACGCCAUAUGCAAUAAUGAGUUUUAUUUGUGCCUUUAUUGAUGCUGAAUAUUUUCCGCCUAUAUUUGGAACAAUACCAGCAUUAUUUGCUAAAACAAGUGUUGUAUGGAAUCCGUUAAUUUAUGUCGUACGUAAUGGAAAUAUUCGUCAUUAUCUCCCAUUUCGUAGAACUUCGCGUUCUAUAGAAAGAAGUAAAACUUCUGAUCCAACACGUUUCUCAAAUUAUCCAUUUUCUGCAGUUCAAUUACCAUUAACGUCAACAUUAGGUUCUCGUCAAGUUUAA
Rotaria sordida is the source of this 1050-nucleotide messenger RNA. NCBI's taxonomy places the organism in Eukaryota, Metazoa, Rotifera, Eurotatoria, Philodinida, Philodinidae. The record is from the annotation of a GenBank genome assembly.